AUGGAUCUCGCAGCGCUGGAGAACCAGACGCGUGCAGAGAGGUGGGAGAAGGGUGUCAAGAUCGGUGAAGGUACUUUCGCCAAUGUUUACAAGGGAACAGAAAAGGCCACUGGGAGGAAGAUCGCUAUCAAGAAGAUCAAGGUCGGCGAGAUGAAGGAUGGCCUGGACAUGACCGCGCUGCGCGAGGUCAAGUUUCUCCAGGAGCUACACCAUCCCAACAUCAUUGGACUGCUCGACGUCUUCUCUGUCAAGCAGAAUGUCAACCUCGUGCUCGAGUUCCUCGACACCGACCUCGAGGCCGUCAUUCGCGACAAGAGCCUCAUCUUCCAGCCCGCCGACAUCAAGUCUUGGACAGCCAUGUCUCUCCGUGGACUCGAGUACAUUCACAGAAACGGGGUCUUGCAUCGUGAUUUGAAACCCAAUAACUUGCUCAUUGCUUCCACUGGCGAGCUCAAGAUUGCGGAUUUCGGUCUGGCCCGCGAGUUUGGUGAUGCCAAAACACGCAUGACCUCACAGGUUAUUACACGGUGGUACCGUCCUCCUGAGCUGCUCUGGGGUGCGCGUUACUACUCUCCGGCCGUGGACAUGUGGUCAAUUGGUACCAUUGUCGUCGAGCUGGUGCUCAGAGUGCCCUUCCUUGCAGGCGACAGCGACAUUGACCAGCUGAAAAAGACAUUCCACGCCAUGGGCUCGCCGACAGAGCAGGACUGGCCUGGCCACACAAAGCUUCCCGACUACCACGAGGUUGCCGGAUACCCUCCGAACCCGUGGUGGAACCUCGUCAGUCCGCUGGGCAGGGACGGUCAGAACCUGUGUCGCGAACUGCUCAAGUUUGACCCAAUGGCGCGAGUCUCGGCCAAGGCCGCUCUGCACCACAAGUUCUUUACGACCGGAGAACGUCCCACUGCGCCUAUUCUCUUGCCCAAGCCUCUUGCCGAGCUGAGACCGCGUGACAUUGCCCCCCAGGAUGUGGCGGGCAUGCCGGACUCCGGCACCAAGCGCAAGAACACUACACCAAACGGUACCGAGCAGCGCAGCAUUGCGCGAAAGCUGUUUGCCUGA
Molecule: messenger RNA, 1062 nt
Organism: Apiotrichum porosum
Lineage: Eukaryota; Fungi; Basidiomycota; Tremellomycetes; Trichosporonales; Trichosporonaceae
Gene: KIN28
Product: TFIIH complex serine/threonine-protein kinase subunit kin28
Exons: 8
Coding region: 1-1062 (353 amino acids)
Biological process (GO): protein phosphorylation; positive regulation of transcription by RNA polymerase II
Cellular component (GO): transcription factor TFIIK complex; nucleus; transcription factor TFIIH holo complex
Molecular function (GO): ATP binding; RNA polymerase II CTD heptapeptide repeat kinase activity; cyclin-dependent protein serine/threonine kinase activity
Source: RefSeq, a predicted model, not a curated record